This is a messenger RNA of Trichechus manatus latirostris (Florida manatee), 718 nucleotides long. RefSeq names its product hes family bHLH transcription factor 6 (gene HES6). The record is from RefSeq and is a predicted model, not a curated record. The coding region runs from base 1 to 540 and encodes 179 amino acids. Gene Ontology annotation, cellular component: nucleus. The transcript has 2 exons. Gene Ontology annotation, biological process: anterior/posterior pattern specification; regulation of transcription by RNA polymerase II; regulation of neurogenesis. Gene Ontology annotation, molecular function: DNA-binding transcription factor activity, RNA polymerase II-specific; RNA polymerase II cis-regulatory region sequence-specific DNA binding. Lineage: Eukaryota; Metazoa; Chordata; Mammalia; Sirenia; Trichechidae.
AUGACUGCGCCCCUGCUCACACGCACGGCAGACGGGAGAGUCCGUGCUCAGGGGAUGGGGAGACCAGUGCCCUCCGGGUUCAGCUCCCGGGUCGCGGCUCCUCUGGUGCUGAACCCGGAGGGGUCGCGCCAAGAGCGCGAGCAGCUGCAGGCCGAGGCGAGCGAGCGCUUCGCCGCUGGCUACAUCCAGUGCAUGCACGAGGUGCAUACGUUCGUGUCCACGUGCCAGGCCAUCGACGCCACGGUCGCCGCUGAGCUCCUCAACCACCUGCUGGAGUCCAUGCCGCUGCGCGACGGCGGCAGCUUCCGGGAUCUACUGGGGGAUGCGCUGGCCGGGCCACCGGGAGCCCCUGGGCGAAGCAGCCGGCCGGCGGGAGGGGCCUCGGGAUCCCCCUCCGGGGAGGACCUGUACUCCGACCUGGAGGAGGCUCCCGAGGCUGAACUGAGCAGGGCGCCUGCGGAAGGGCCGGACUUGGUGUCCGCGGCCCUGGGCAGCCUGACUGCAGCCCGCAUAGCCCACAGUGUCUGGAGGCCUUGGUGACCGCCGCCCACUCGGGGCUUCCUGGGGUCGGCCUGGCCUUCCCACAUCUACUCCAUCCUCUCCCAGAGAUCGGGAUGGAGCGGAGCAGCGAGCCCUGGAUGCCUCCAGGUCUGCCUUCCUACCUCCCCCAGCAGGGCAGCCCCAUGACCAGCCUGGCCAGGCCCCUGGCCCUGUUCCU